AUGAUUCUACCCCGUCUAUCAUCCACAUCAAUCAUCAUCACCUUGGUUGUGUAUGGCAGGGAGCGUAUGCAGUUCCAGCCCUUGGCUGGUGCAUUGAUCCCCCACCUCCAUCUUCUGCCCGUUCCCAAUCCCCACCUGCUUGUGUCUAUUCAGGCCUCCUCACUGCUCACACGGGCCAUUCGCUACAUGAUCUCUCGGCAGUCAGACGCUGACACGUGGCAGGCCCAGUCUCUCCUGCAGCAGAUGCCACGCUCCCGGCCCACCCGCCCUCCCACCUCGCCCCUCCUGCGAGCGCUCAAGAAACGGGGCGCAGCAGCAGCAGCAGCAGCAGCAGCAGCAGAAGAAGCAUUACCGGUAGCAGCAGCACCGGAGAACCAAACAGGCACACGCAGGCAGGGUCUGAAGCUGGACUUUGAGCUGUGCCCGCUCGCAAACAUUUCAUUCUGCCCGCCUUCGCAAACGGAUCUUCAGGAUGGGAAAGUCCUGGUGGUAGCGGUGUACAAUCCACUGGCAUGGGCGCGCAAGGAGAUCGUCCGAUUCCCUGAGCUCCAUUCUAGUUUCUGCUCUUUCCCCUCCUCACCCUCUUCUCUGUUUUCAUCCCAUCGUGAUGUUUCCUUUCUCCUCUUCCCUCCUCUCCGCUCCUACUCCCCCUUGCGUUUUCUCCCUCUCCUUCGUCUUACUGCACGCCUGCCUUGUCCAGCCUAUGCCAGAUCUGCUGCCGGACCUGAAGCUACAGCUGGUGCCGAGCCUGGUAGUGCAGAGUCGGAGGCGCUGUCGCUGGUGUUUUGGGCAGAUGCGCCUCCCCUAGGUGUUGCCUCGUACUUCGUGCUCUAUAAAUACCCUGAAGGCAGGAAGCAGGGAGGAGUUGAGGAGGGAAUGUGGCAGGAGAUAGCAGGAGAAGAGGGUGUGGAGCAGGAGGGUAGCAUGGAAGGGAGAGUGACAGAGGGCCGGAAGGAAGAGGGGAAGGUGAUGCAGGAAGUUGAAGAGGAGGAGGAGGAUGAGAUAGUGAUUGGUGGUUGGGCGGAAGGGGAGGAGGGCGAGGGCAGUAGCAGCAACAGUGCGCUGACACUUGCUUUCUCCAGGGCUCAGGGGGGCAGGAUGACCCGCGCUGUGCUGCUGAAGCGGAGCGGGGGGCAAGCAAAGGCGGAGGAAGGGGAAGCAGCAGCAGCGGGGGCUGCAGCAGCGGCGGAUGUGGGUGUGGAGUGGGCAUGGUACAAUGCGAGUGAUGGAAAGGCGAGCAGGGAGGCAUCAGGGGCGUACAUUUUCCGCCCCGUCUCCUCCGAUCCCGUGCCCAUCACCCCGCCCAACGCCACUGCAGCGUCCAUGCGGGUGGUGCGGGGCGCACUGGUGGACGAGGUGCACCGCCAGGUGGCGCCCUGGAUCCACGAGAUCGUGAGAGUGUACAAGGGCACCAACUAUGCAGAGCUGGAGUAUGCGGUGGGACCGGUGCCCAUAGACGAUGGCUUUGGCAAGGAGGUGGUGCUGCGCCUCUCCUCCUCGCUCGCCGGCAACGCCACCUUCUACACCGACUCCAACGGCCGCGAUUUCAUCCAGCGCACGCGCAACUUCCGCCCCGACUGGAACCUCACCGUCACAGAGCCUGCUGCUGGCAACUACUACCCCCUGAACGCGGGCAUCUAUUUGCACGACAACAACACAGACUUCUCAGUGCUGGUGGACCGACCCAGCGGGGCGACCAGCCUCUCAGAUGGGCAGGUGGAGGUGAUGCUGCACCGCCGCCUGCUGCAUGACGACCACCGCGGCGUGGCAGAGCCGCUCAACGAGCGCGUGUGCGUGGGCGCGCAGGAGGGGGCACAGGAGGGGGCACAGGAGGUGCAACAACCGCAACCGCCAACCUGCAUGGGCCUCGUGGUCUCUGGGACUCUGCGCUUUGGGCUACACCCGCAUGGGCGGAGCGAGGGGGGUGUGUUGGAAGUGGGAGGAGUGGAAGGGAGUCGAGAGGGGUUGGUGGCAGGGAAGGGGGCAGAGGAGGGAGUUGAAGCGGCUGCGGAGUGGCGGCGCGGGAAUGUUCAACGGAUAUUCUCUCCGCUGCAAGUGGCGUUUGCUGUCGAGAAUGAGGAUGACCUGGCAGCUGAGGGUGGACUGUACACGUGGCAGUUCUCUGGCACCCAGAGGAGCAAGUCUGAGGAGUCAACGGAGUCAAUGCUGUCAAUGCUGCUUGCCGGAGAAGGGAGGCGGGCAAUGAAAGAAUCUGAGGGUAGAAGAGGGGAAGACGAGGUGGAGGUGGAGGAGGAGGAAGGUUAUGAGGAGGAAGAAGAGAUGAAAGAGGGAGAGGAGGACGACGAUGAUGAGGAGGAUGCAGAGGCAGUGGAUGGGGGUGAGAAGGGUGGGGAGAGGGUGAGCAAGGAGGGCGCAUACGAGCUUCCGAAGAACAUUGCCAUAAUCACACUCGAGGAGGUGCAUGAGUACAAGGUGCUGCUGCGACUCGCCCAUCUCUAUCAAGCCAAUGAGGACCCUGUUCUCUCGCAGCCUGCUCGUGUGGACCUUGACAGGCUCUUUGCCCACCAAGAGAUUGAGAAGGUAACUGAGCUCAGCCUGAUGGCCAAUCAGAAGCUCUCAAAGAUGCGGCCACCAAUGAAAUGGAGUACUGAGGAGGAGGUGGAGUCAACAAAUGGCAUCCAUGGAGUUGAAUUGUUCCACAUGUGGCCAAUUGUCUUCUUGCAGCAAAAAGGUGGCGAAGUUAAGCCUCCAGCAGCCAAUGAGGGGGGUCUACAGCCAAAGCUAGAGCCCACCCCGCAUCAACCAUUCCCAGCGCGGAGCGGUGCAGGCUCUCCGCGGAAACCAGGGGGUAGUGUGGGCGGUGGAGGGGGCUCUGGGGGCGGCACAGGGGUGAGAAAAGGCCCACCGCCGGUUUCUGCGCCAGGGGCGGGUAGGGGAGGAGCGGGAGGGAAUGGAGGCAGCGGAGGGUCGAAAACUCGAGGUGGAGGCGGAGGAAGCGGCGGGGAUGUGCGGCCUCCUGGAGGGAAGAAGAGCAACUCGACCGGCGGUGCCAAGCCGAAGACGAACAGCGACGAUACGCCCCCAGACGCGCCGCCAGACGAUAAUUCGAAUAAUGACACUGGCAGAGUCGCCGUGUUAAAGAACGCGACGCUGUUCUUCCCCGUCAACGCGGCGGCUUUCGCCAUGUCCAUCGCCACGUUCAGAAGUGAUCAGGUGGCGCGGAUGUUCACGUACCACGCGAUCAGGGGCGCGUACAAGGCGUGGCAACUGAAAGCUUUACCCAUCAACACGCGCCUGCCCACCAUGGAAGGCUCGUUCGUCACCAAAGUGUCCAAAGUUAAUUCGUCCAAGCUCGCGUUCAAGGGGAAGGGCGAUAUACCCGUUAGAGUGGUACUACCAGACAUGUAUGAGGGCGAGGACAUGUACAUUCAUGGCACCGACUCCGUGCUAGUACCGCCUUCCGUCUGA
Messenger RNA from Closterium sp. NIES-65, 3429 nucleotides. Lineage: Eukaryota; Viridiplantae; Streptophyta; Zygnematophyceae; Desmidiales; Closteriaceae. The record is from the annotation of a GenBank genome assembly.